Molecule: messenger RNA, 1878 nt
Organism: Syngnathus acus (greater pipefish)
Lineage: Eukaryota; Metazoa; Chordata; Actinopteri; Syngnathiformes; Syngnathidae
Product: PR domain zinc finger protein 12-like
Exons: 6
Coding region: 272-1426 (384 amino acids)
Biological process (GO): neurogenesis
Cellular component (GO): nucleus
Molecular function (GO): histone methyltransferase binding
Source: RefSeq, a predicted model, not a curated record
ACGCACACACACACACACACACACGCACACUUUUCCCUCCCCCUCCUGCCAGUCACUCGUGCACGCGCGCGCACACGUAUAAAAGGUAGCGCGCGUCUGGCUCGGGCUUCAUUUGCUUCUUUUCAUCUUCAACUUGUAGACUUUGCAAUUCGCCAAAACAAGCGCAAAUCGUUGUUCUUUUUAUUUUUUUCGCUGGGGUGCCAGCAAGGGAGGUCGAGGGUGUUUUUGCAUUGAAUUUCUAUUUGACCUCUCUCCCGCCUCGUUACCCGCCAUGGGCUCGUCGCUUCCCGCCUACUCGCCGGGGCCAGGGCGCAAGUUCUGUCUGCCCAGGCCUCCCGCUGGCGCGCCGCUGUCGGAAGUGAUCACGUCGGACGUGGUGCACAGCUUCCUGUACGGGCGAUGGAGGCGCGUGCACGGCGAGCAGCAGUUGACGCACGAGGCCGCCGCAGGCGCGAGCCCCAAAACCGCCUUCACCGCCGAGGUGCUGGCGCAGUCCUUCUCCGGAGAGGUUCAGAAGUUGUCCAGUUUGGUUCUUCCCAGCGAGGUGGUCAUUGCGCAAAGCUCUGUCCCAGGAGAAGGUCUGGGAAUCUUCUCCAAGACUUGGAUCAAGGCAGGUACCGAGAUGGGUCCGUUUACGGGGCGCCUGGUUUCUCCGCAACACGUCGACUUUUACAAGAACAACAACCUCAUGUGGGAGGUGUUCAACGGCGACGGCGGCGUGCGUUUCUUCGUGGACGCCAGUCAGGAGGAGCAACGCAGCUGGAUGACGUACAUCAAAUGCGCUCGCAACGAGCACGAGCAGAACCUGGAGGUGGUGCAGUUGGGAAGCGCCAUCUUCUACAAGGCGCUGCAGACCAUCCCGCCUGACCAGGAGCUGCUCGUUUGGUACGGAAAUUCCCACAACACCUUCCUGGGGAUUCCUGGAAUUCCAGGAGGCGACGACGAGCAAGCAAAGAAAAGCAAGAGCGACGAGUCGCUCGGCUGCGAAGUCUCCACCUCGGGCUCGGGGGGUCUGGGCCGCAUGCGCUGCGUCAUUUGCCACCGCGGCUUCAACUCUCGCAGCAACCUGCGCUCGCACAUGCGCAUCCACACGCUGGACAAGCCCUUCGUGUGCCGCUUCUGCAACCGCCGCUUCAGCCAGUCGUCCACGCUGCGCAACCACGUGCGCCUGCACACGGGCGAGCGGCCGUACAAGUGCCACGUGUGCCAGUCGGCCUACUCGCAGCUGGCCGGUCUGCGCGCCCAUCAGAAGAGCGCCAGGCACCGCCCUGCCACCGGAGCCGGGGUCACCGGCAAUGGAGCCGGUGCCGGAGCCGCUGCCGCCGCUGCCGCCGGACGGGCGCUGCUGAUGGUGCGCGACCAGCGCUCGCCUCCUCCACAUUCUGCUUCCUUGGUCCACCACAUUCCCGCCGCUAUGGUGCUGUAGACCAGACGGCAAGGCGCGAGUUGCUCACCUUAAAGUAAAGGCAGUGAGUUAGCUUUUGCAGCGUUAGUGUAAGCGUAGCAGCGGCUACAAUGAAUACUCUGGAUGUUAGCCUAGCAUGCUAUUGUUUUUUAAAUGUUUUUCCCCGCCACGGUGCUUGAGACGAGAUGGUGGCACCAAAGUGUUGCCAUGAAGCUGCCAUUCGCAACUAAAAGGCUCACAAUGGAACCUUGGUGUAACCUCAAGGAUCAAAACGGAAUUGAUUCCUAAAUGAAAGAAUACUUGACCUGACACCUCAAAUUGAGAGAGAGAGAGAGACUUCACCCUGCUGACGCAUGACUGCACUGCGACUUACAGCAGCAACCGCGUGCUGAAAUAUGCCGACAACACGACUCUGGUGGUCUCAUCACCGAGGGCGACGAGACUCGAUACAGGUCGGAGGUCGACCUUCUGGC